AUGUUGAGGCAGACUUCGAAUCUCAAAAAUUUAGCAAGCGUAACAUUGCUGCUCACUGGACGAUCCAGCGACAAUGUCUACAAACAUCAACUGGCCAGACAACUUAUUGAUUCAUUUGAUGAGCUUAUCGAAGGUUCACAAGCAAAAUUGCUUGCCUUCACUAAUGGCGUCUCAAUGCCAGUUGCGAUAGAAAAUGAUGAUUUGGUGGAAACUUGGACAGAUCUGGAUUUGCCAGGGAAUUUGACCACAUUGGUCCUUACGAAUCUCGGCACUGAUGAGAUGGGCCUCGACCAUCUCAGCAUCGUGCAGAAAUUUAUGAAAUCGAAGACGGGAUUGAUAGUAAUUGAGAUAGGCAAUCCAGCUAUCCAGACCCGUGCACUUCUCGAAAGAAGCGCGUCCUGCAACUUCGAGGGUCAUGCUCUCAUCCUCUCGCCCAAUACCGUAUACUUCUGCAACAAUGCGGUUCCCGCAACGCUAAGCGACCUUCGUUUCGACAGCCUGCAACCCAUGACUUGGGCAGGAUCCAAGAACCCAUAUCCGAAGCCGCAGACCACAAUCAUAAUGCCAAAUAUAUUCGCUUCAGCAGCGAAAGUCCAGCGUCAACACCCCAACCAUCAACAUCAAAAACACAAUGUGAGUUCUGACUUCACUUCUUACUAUGGUGUCACUAUCUCAACAUCCUCCCCUCCACGUCCAAAUCGUUCCUAUCGUUCCUACUCUGAAUAUCCUCGUUUUCAGCUUGAUGAAAACGUCGACGAGAUCGUCGAUAAAAUCAUGGAAGAAAUCGAUGUGGAGAAGCAGGACACGAGCGAAGAACCUGCAUUCGAGAAGAUGAGUGAUGCAAAGAAGAAAACGUUUUGCAAAUAUAGGAAGUCCUGCUACGAGACGGGAACACCGCCAGUGAUUGACAAUGAUUGGUUCUUCUACCCAUCACAUUGGCUGCACAAGAAAAAAGUGGUGGAAGAAGGAGAAGAACAUGAAGAGGGAGCCCCAGUCGAAGGAGAAGUUGAUGAUCUGCUGGAAAGAAAAUUCCGCUGCAAAUAUCGCCUAUCUUGCUACCAUGAAAAAGGCAUUCCUCUAAGCGAAAGAGAAGCCGAGAAGGAGAGAAAGUCGAUCCUGGCCAGCAAAGAGAAAGUUCAACCCGGAAAGAAGAAGACACUAAAGGAAAUUGCCGCCCAAACUCUCCAGGAAGUGCAAGAAGCCUCCGAAAAAGCUGCUAAACGCCCAGCUGAGAAAGCUGUUCAAACAAAACUGACGGCAAAUCAAGAAAAACUAGAUGAAAAGCUCCAUUGCAAGUACAGAAAGAGCUGCUAUGAAACUGGAAAGCGGCCGGUGAUAGAUGAAGGUUGGAAGCUACCACUCCCAAUCAACAUUUUCUCCACAGAAUCGGCAGAGACAGUCGGCAAGCAAAUCAACUAUAGCGAGCUGGAAAAUUUAGAGAAAAAAGUCUACUGCAAAUAUAGGAAGAGUUGCUACGAGACAGGAGUUAAGCCCAAAAUUGAGCCAGAAUUCUUCAUCUACACACUUUUGGAUCUCUUCACCAUACAUGAGCAAGUGGAAACGCGAAAGCUCACUCUGCAGGAGAAAUGCAAAUAUCGAAAGUCAUGUUACGAGACCGGUAUUGUUCCAGAGAUCAAUCCUAAGCUAGAAGCAGUGAUCGAGAAGGAAGUCAGCCCAGUCAUUCCAACAAAUGUGCAAGAUUUGAAACUGCUUUGCAAAUAUCGAAAGUCAUGCUAUGCACAAAUACACGAAGCGGCUACCGUGGACACAAUCAAGCACAUCAGAAAAAGAAGACAAAUUGAGAAGGAAGUGACAAGGAGAAAAGCGAGAAGAGAAAAGCUGCAUCGACGACUUCGUGGAGAGAUGCAACUUGGACACUGGAGAAAAUACUUCAGAAAAGAUAGAUCGGAAGCAGAGGAAAUCGAGGAGGCUGAACCCGAAGAAGUUAGCAGUAUCAGAACUCCACAGCCGAUCGAAACUGGGCGAAAGCCUAUGCAAGAGGAGAAGCAAGUUGAAGAGGAAGAACAAGAGCAAGAGGAAGCUGAAGUGAAAAAACCAAAAACUAAAAAGCAAAGGCAGCCAAAGAAAACUGCAGCCCCUGUGAAAGCGAUUGUAGAUGAGGCAGUGUCGACUGUAGAAGAAAAACUAGAGGAGGCACCAGUCACUAAAAAAUUCCGUAAAGCCAGAAAAAUGGUGAAACCAACGGAAUCAACUGAAACGGAAGAGGUGAAACCUAGCAAGGUAAAGAAAGGAAAAGAAACGCCAAAGGAAGUGUCCAAGCGAAAGAAGAAAGUCAGAUUCCAGAUGGAGGAAGGAGAGCCAGCAGAAGAAGAAGUAAAAGAGGAACCAGAAAAGGAGGAAGAGGAAGUUAAGCGACGUGCGAUGGUAGAAGAAGAGGAGCAGAGUAAGGAAGAGGCAGAGGAACAGAGAGAGGAAGAGGAAGCACAGCAGCAGAAGGAGGAAGCGGCAGAGGAGACGGAAGAAGAGGAAGAAGAAGAGGAGAUGGUGAAAAAAGAAGCACCGGAACAGGCCGCUGAAAAAGAACGCGUAGUAGUAGACAGAAAGAAGCCGCCAAACGCAUCAAAAGCUACCGAAAAAGAAAAAACCACUGCGGAUGCAUUGGAGGAUAUGAUUGAGCAGAUACAUCAUCAACAUGAGAUACAGCAUAAGAAAGAAUAUUGUAAAUAUCGCAAAUCAUGCUAUUCUAGCGGAAAGAAACCCAAAAUCGAUUCGUCUGUAGUUGGUAUCAUUUCUUCUUUUGGGGAGCAGUUAGAGAAAGCAUACGCGGAGGAGGAGGACGCUAUCUCGCGCGUGAGGAACGAGAUAGACAAGAAGCUCGCGUGCAAAUACCGGAAAUCUUGCUACGAGACUGGCAUCCUACCCGAGAUAAAGAAACCAAUCGUAGUAGACGAAGAUUCAAUGGCAUUCAAGGUAGGCUUGUCUAAACACCUACAAUGUAAAUACAGGAAGAGUUGCUAUGAGAAGAAUGGUCUGAAGCCUAUUCAUCACGAAGCCGGAGAGGCAGAGGAGAAACGCAAGCCGACUGAACACGCAAGAGUCGAAGAAGUCAAAGAAACAAUAAGCGAGAAAGAAAGUGAAGGAAAGAGGUCACCAAAAGUGGACCGUCAACCAGUCGAACAACAAAAACAAGCGGAAUCCGGAAAGAAGGAAGAGGAAUGCAAACCAGGAACUGCAUGCUAUAUUUCAGCUGCACCAAAAGCAAUGAAAGAGGACCACGCAGGAAGCAUGGCUCGGAUAGGCGCAGAACGCUACAAACAGAGUGGAAAAUGUAGUCCUUAUUAUUAUUCUUGCCGUGAGGUGCUCGGCCUUCCAAGAAAGGAAAGAGCACCAAUUGGACCAAAUGGUAGACGCUUAUGUCGCAAGAAACAACUGUGA
Molecule: messenger RNA, 3396 nt
Organism: Cylicocyclus nassatus
Lineage: Eukaryota; Metazoa; Nematoda; Chromadorea; Rhabditida; Strongylidae
Source: the annotation of a GenBank genome assembly